This is a messenger RNA of Rotaria sordida, 597 nucleotides long. The record is from the annotation of a GenBank genome assembly. Lineage: Eukaryota; Metazoa; Rotifera; Eurotatoria; Philodinida; Philodinidae.
AUGGGGAAUUUAAUACGAAAACAUGGUGAAGAUUACAAAAUUUUAUCGAAUGAUUUACUUAAACGUUGUUGCACGAUAACUGGAUUUAAAAAUGAAGAAAUUCGUAAUGAACAUAGAAAAUUUUUUUCUAUAGCUGAAAGUGGUCGUUUAAAAAAAUCUCAUAUGGAAGAAUUAUUAGGUGAUUAUUUACCAACAACAAAACGUAAACAUUCAAAAUAUUUCACUAAGUGUGUAUUUUCAGCAAUUGAUACAAAUAAUGAUGGUUAUAUUGAUUUUCUUGAAUAUUUAAUGAGUGUAAGAUUUUUUCGAACUGAAUCACCUAUUGAAAAAGCUGAUUUUAUAUUUCGUAUUAUUGAUAAAAAUGGUGAUCAUCGUGUUUCAAAAGAAGAACUCGAACGUACACUUAUAUGUUUACAAGAAUUUCGUAAAUCUUUAACAAAUAAUCAUGCUAUAGAUGUAAUUAAUGAUGAUCUUCAAUUAGCAACUCAUACAAUAUUUGAAAUAUUAGACGAGGAUAAAUCAGGUUUUAUUGGUGUAUCAGAAUUUAAGGAUGCUUGGCUUAAAAAUGAAACUAUUCGAGCUUUGUUUACUUUUUAA